CAGACUUCAGGCUGUAUUUGUCAGCAGGGAAGAAAGUGAAUGGUACUGUGGGAACUCCGGCCACUUAGCUGUUCAUUUCAUUCUCAUUGGUAUGGAGAUACCAGUUCAUCUGGAUUUACAUGUGAGCUGAGGUUUUUAUUGAGAGACCACAAGCAGAUCUUCCACCCUCAGAUCUCUGACUACAAAAGCUCUCAGGGUGUCUGCCUCCUCACAGCUGAAGGUCCUUCUUGUCUGAGAUGGACAGUAUUACCUAGUAGUAUGCGUGCUCUAGGACCAUGAAUGACAUCAAGACUAACUGAGAACUAUACCAGCAAUACACCGCCACGGACCCCAAGGUGCUGGCCCGCAUCUCCAGGCUGCUCAUCGUCUGCCAGGGUGCAGGCAUUUCUGUACCCAAGGGCAUCAGAAACAUCUUUGAGUUUACCUGGGAGGAGCUGAUCACUGACCCCAUGAUCCCUACCCCUUCUGAGAUCCUGGGCCUGGAGAUCAGCAUUGGAGCCCCGCCCGUGGUGCUUAUGGAACCGGCCCCUGUGCAGGCCCCUGUCCAGAACAAGCCACCUCCGCCAGUGCUACCACUGCCGAUGCUGUCCGCUUCCACUGGGCUGGCCAAAUUCUCUACACACUCUCCUACCCACGGCCAACGGGGCCAUCCAGCCAGGAGACCCUGACAGGUCCAGAGGCAGUCUAUCCACUUAUUGACCGAGCUCCUCACCCUGAAGGUGAAGGCCAUGCUGGAGUCCAUGUCCAAUUCUUCCACAAACAUCCCAGCCAUGGGAGUGAACUCACCUUACCAGCUUGUCUACGAGUCCUCUACUGGCUAUCUGAGCUUUUCCCUCUCAACCAGAAGGGAAGUCAAGAAGAAAACAGGCAAACCCCCAAAUUUGGAAGAAGUAGUCUUGACAUCCCCACAACGAGGAGCGGGAACCUCUGCCUCUGAGGUUAUCGAGUUCAGCGACCCCUGCCCUGAAGCCCGGGAGAAGCUGCAGGAGAUGUGUCGCCUUGUAGAAGCCGAAAGGGUCUCGUGGAAAGGGAGGAAUAUCUUCUACCUGAUCUUACGCAACUACAGGGCAAAGAUGCCCCCUCAUCUAUGUCUACCCCCAAAGGUUGCUCAGAUCCCAAGUUCCCACCAUCCGCACCCUCCAGGUGCUCAGACUUCCACUCCCACCCCUCACCAACCUCCUGCCCAUCAUCUUCACUUGGACCGGCAUUCUCAGGAAUGGAAGGCACCCAAGAAGGCCAUCAAGUUGCAUUACACCUUCUAUGAUGGGUCCUUCUUCGUUUACUAUCCCUCUGGACACAUCGCCGUGUGUCAGAUCCCCAUGUGCUGCAGAGGGAGAGCCAUCACCUGCCUCUUUAAUGACACACCCAGCUUCUCCUUCCUGGCCGUGUUCAAUGCUGAAGGCCAGGGCUGCAUUCACUACAACCUGAAGGCCUGCUGCCCAUACGUCUUGGUGUUGGAUGAAGAAGGUGGGACCGCCAACGACUACAACGGCUAUGUAGUCCACAAGUGGAGCUGGACCUCCAAGACAGAGACUUUGCUCUCUCUGGAAUACAAGGUGAAUGAGCAAAUGAAGCUGAUGGUGCUAGGACAGGAUUCUAUCAUGGCCACCUUUACUUCCCUGAAUGAGACAGUAACACUCCCCAUAUCGGCCAACAGCUGUCCACAUGGGACAUCGCACAAUAAACGGAUGACCCGCAGAAUCAGCAGCAUGGAUGAAAAGAUGUCUAAGAUGAGUCGGGCCCUGGCAGAGAUCAAGAGGCGGUUUCAGAAGACAGCGUCCCAGUUCAUGAACUCCGUCCUGCUGGCGGCAGGCUUGUUCACCGUAGAAUAUCCGGUAAAGGAAGAGGCAGAAAUCAUUCGGACCAGAUUAAGGUCCGGGCCCUAUCCUGAGCACGCCACCAAGCUGAGUUUAUACUCAGGAGAAAUCCUUUUAUUACGAUCUCAGUCAGCCCGACCCGAAUCCUCAAUUGGAGAGUCUUCGAAGGAGGAGCCUGUGUUGGCUCCUGUGAGCACCACUCGGAAGAAACCCAUCAAGGUCCAGGCCAAGGCCACAGUCACACCCAGGUGGGCUUGGGCCUUCACUUCUUCCAGCUUCUGUGUGUCAGAUGCUGAGAUGGGUAGUAAACACGCGAUGGUGAACAAAACAGAUGAGGCCCCUCCCUCUUGGAGUUGAAAUUUUAGGGGUGGGGAAAGAUAGAAGAUAAACAUGUGAAGAGCUGAACUAUUUUAGUUAGGGAUAAGGCUGGGAAGAAAGCAGACCGGGGACAUGGGUUAGAGCCGAGGCUGGCAAACUGUGGUCAGGGGCCAAAUCUGGCCCCACUGCCUGCCUUUUUUAUGCGUGAGCUAAAAGUCGUUUUUAUGUUUUUAUUUUUUAAAAUAAAUUUAUUUAUUUAUUUUUGGCUGCAUUGGGUCUUCAUUGCUGUGCGUGGGCUUUCUCUGGUUGCUGCGAGCGGGGGCUACUCUUCAUUGUGGUGAGCGGGCUUCUCAUUGUGGUGGCUUCUCUUGUUGCGGAGCAUGGGCUCUAGGCGCGCAGGCUUCAUUAGUUGUGGCACGUGGGCUCAGUAGUCGUGGUUCACGGGCUUUAGAGCGCAGGCUCAGUAGUUGUGGCUCAUGGGCUUUAGAGCACAGGCUCAGUAGUUGUGGCUUGCAGGCUCUAGAACGCAGGCUCAGUAGUUGUGUCGCAUGGGCUUAGUUGCUCCGUGGCAUGCGGGAUCUUCCCGGACCAGGGCUCGGACCUGUGUCCGCUGCAUUGGCAGGCAGAUUCUUAACCACUGCACCACCAGGGAAGCCCAUUUUUACAUGUUUAAAUGCUUGGGAGGAAGAAAAUCAAAAGACAGGUUUUUCGUGACAUGUGAAAUGAUAUGAAAUUCAAAUUCAGGAUCCAUAAGUAAUGUUUCGAUGGGGCACAACCAUGCCCACUCGUUUACAUGUUGUCUGUAGCUGCUUUCCUGCUAAGAUGGAAAUUUUGAGUCAUUGUGACCAAGACCACCUGGCCUGCAAAGACUAGAGUUUUUACUGUCUGGCCCUUUGUAGAAAAUGCUGACUGACCCCAGGCAUGGAGAGUGACUGGAAAGUGGGGUGGGAUGUGGUACACUCGGUAGACAGUCGGGGAAGCAGUUCUGAAGAGAUAUUUUAAUGGAGGGCUGAAGGAUUAGAAAUAGGCACAAAGAAGGAUCAGGAAGGAUCAUCAGGCAGAGGACAGAACAAGUACAAAUACCUUGAGAUAAGAACAAGUUUGGUAUGUGUGAGGAAAAGUGAGAAGACCAGUGUGGAGCAUUGUGAGGAAGGGGGAAGAGGGAUGCAAAUUGAGGACAGAAAGGUAGGCAGGAGCUGGAUCAGGUAGCCUUGUGAGUGUUAUAGAGGAAGCCGUUCUGUACCUGCAAGGCAGGAAGUGACAUCAUGUGAUUCAUGAGGUUUUUAGAAAACUGAAAAAAAUGAUAAGAUAUAUAUCUCUUGUGUUUUAACUUAAAAAAUUUAUAAAAUAUAGAAAAUGAACAAAUCCUAAGUUUAUAUAGCUCAAUGUGUAUCACAAAUUGAACAUACCCUAUAGGCCCCAAGAAACAGAGCAUUAUCUGCUCCUUAGACAUUCUCUUUUGUCCCCUCCCUAUCAAUAAUCCCACCCUCCUUCCCAACAGGAUGAUUUCUCACAUCAUAGAUUUAUAUAUUUUUAAACUAUUUAAAUAGAACUAUUCAGUAUGUAUUCUUUGAUGUCUGGCCUCUCUUGCUCAAGGUUACAAUGUGAGAUUUAUCCAUGUUGCUGCGUGUGGCGGAACCACUGCUCAUUUUCACUGCUAUGUAAUAAACUAUUGUAAGACUAAACUAAAAAUUUUUUGCAUUCUAAUGUUGAUGGAUAUUUGGGUUGGUUACAAUUUUGGUAAUGACAAAUUGUGCUGGUUUUUGUAUAUGUCCUUAUUUCUGGUUGGGAUAUGCCUGGAUGAGAAAUUGCUGUCAUAGAGUAUGUGUAUGUUAUGCUAGAUCCUGUAGUUCUGGUGAGACUCCGUUUUCCAAAUGGUGGUUUCAAGUUCCACUCCCACCAGCAGUGUAUGAGCAUUCCAGUUGCUCCACAUCCUCACAGUGCUUGAUAUUGUCCAUCGUUUAAAUUACAGCCAUUCUAUAAUGAUGAAAUGUUUUUUAAUUUGCAUUGCCCUGGUGACUACAGAGGUUGAGCACCUUUUCGAUUGUUCAUUGACAUUUUUGGAUAUUCUCUUUUGCGAAGUGCCUGUUGAGUCCUCUUGUCCAUUUUUCUACAGGUUGUUUGUCUUUUCUUGAUUUAUAUUUUGGAGUUCUUUAUUGUGGAUACAAGACUUUUGUCAGUUAUACAUGUUACAAAUGAUUCUCCCACUUCUACUCUGGCAGUGGUAUCUAUUGAUGCACAGAAGUUGCUAAGUUUAAUGUCCAGUUUUCAGUCUUUUUGUUUGUAAUUAGUUAUUUGUAACCUAUUUAAGAACUUUCUGUACUCAGACAACAUGAUGGUAUUCUCCAAAGUUGCCUUCUGUUAGUUUUUUCUUUUAACUUUUGCAUUUAUAUCCAUCCUCCACCUGCAAAUGAUUUCUGUGUAUGACAUGACGUAGGGGCCAAGUUUUAUUUUCCCCCAUGUAUAUACUGAACUGAUCCAGCAUCACCUAUUGAGACGAUUGUAAUUUUCCCUCAGCUCUUUGGUGCAAACUCUGCCAUGAAUCAAAGGGCUCUAUAUGUUUAAAUCAAGGGUCGUUUUUCUGGAGUCCCUAUUUUGUUCCCUAUUUGUUAAAACUUUUACCAACACUUAACAGUCUA
Molecule: messenger RNA, 4774 nt
Organism: Orcinus orca (killer whale)
Lineage: Eukaryota; Metazoa; Chordata; Mammalia; Artiodactyla; Delphinidae
Gene: FAM194C
Product: chromosome 10 C3orf20 homolog
Source: RefSeq, a predicted model, not a curated record